Molecule: messenger RNA, 981 nt
Organism: Lipotes vexillifer (Yangtze River dolphin)
Lineage: Eukaryota; Metazoa; Chordata; Mammalia; Artiodactyla; Lipotidae
Gene: DOK4
Product: docking protein 4
Exons: 8
Coding region: 1-981 (326 amino acids)
Biological process (GO): cell surface receptor protein tyrosine kinase signaling pathway
Cellular component (GO): cytoplasm
Source: RefSeq, a predicted model, not a curated record
AUGGCGACCAAUUUCAACGACAUCGUCAAGCAGGGCUACGUGAAGAUGAAGAGCAGGAAGCUUGGGAUCUACCGGAGGUGCUGGCUGGUGUUCCGGAAAUCCUCCAGCAAGGGACCCCAGCGGCUGGAAAAGUAUCCAGAUGAGAAGUCAGUGUGCCUCCGAGGCUGCCCCAAGGUGACAGAGAUCAGCAAUGUCAAGUGUGUCACACGGCUCCCCAAGGAGACCAAGAGACAGGCAGUGGCCAUCAUAUUCACCGACGACUCAGCACGUACCUUCACCUGCGACUCAGAGCUGGAGGCAGAGGAGUGGUACAAGACUCUCUCUGUGGAGUGCCUGGGGUCGAGGCUCAACGACAUCAGUCUGGGAGAGCCGGACCUCCUGGCCCCAGGAGUGCAGUGCGAGCAGACAGAUCGCUUCAACGUCUUCCUGCUGCCCUGCCCCAACCUGGAUGUGUAUGGCGAGUGCAAGCUGCAGAUCACCCACGAGAACAUCUACCUCUGGGACAUACACAACCCCCGCGUGAAGCUCGUCUCGUGGCCCCUCUGCUCACUGCGCCGCUAUGGCCGGGAUGCCACACGCUUUACCUUCGAGGCUGGCCGGAUGUGUGAUGCUGGGGAAGGGCUCUACACCUUCCAGACGCAGGACGGGGAACAGAUUUACCAGCGAGUCCACAGUGCCACCCUGGCCAUCGCCGAGCAGCACAAGAGGGUCCUACUGGAAAUGGAGAAGAACGUGAGGCUGCUGAACAAGGGCACGGAACAUUACUCAUACCCCUGCACGCCCACUACCAUGCUGCCCCGCAGUGCCUACUGGCACCACAUCACAGGUUCCCAGAACAUCGCUGAGGCCUCCAGCUAUGCCGGUGAGAGGUAUGGGACGGCCCAGGCCAGCUCAGAAACGGACCUCCUCAACAGAUUCAUCCUGCUAAAGCCAAAGCCCAGCCAGGGGGACAGCAGUGAGGCCAAGGCUCCUUCCCAGUGA